UAAUAUAAUAAUAAUAAUAAUAAUAAUAAUAUUUAUUAUCUCCAGAAAAAUUACAUUCCAAACAGUUAACUAAGAUAAAUGUGGGGAAUAAUAGGCCAUAUUUGCAGCAUCCCGCGCAAGCAUGAGUGCUGUUGAGGCCCCAAAAAAUUGCUUAAAAUAAAAUAUUAAGAAAGGCUUAUCUAAGAUCUAUGAAUAUGAAAAUCAAGUAACGCACUUGAUACUUAAACUGUAAGACGAAGAAAGAGAAGAAGGAGGUGGAAAAAUAGAGAAAAGAAGGAAAGAAAAGAAAAUGAAAAAGAGGGCACAUGGUAGAGAAUAGAAAAUCAAAUCCAAGGGUUUUUUUCCUAGACAGAUAUUGAUGAAUUUUUUAUUUAAUGUCACCCCAUAAUGAUGAUAAAGUUAAAUUGCAAAAUACAAAUAAAAGGCUUAACAUUUCCAAUCCCUUUUAUCUUGAUUCAUAAAACAUAUUAUCAACAAUUAAACUUGAUAAUAAAUGUUCCAUAUAGUAAAGAUAUAAAAUCUCUGUUUGAUUUAUAAUAUUCAUUGCUUGAACAUUGAUUGAAAAAGACAAUCACAGUGUUUUAAAAAAAAAAUGAGCAUCUUAAGUGUAAUUUUAGCUAACAAAUUAUUAACCUUUUUCCUGAUUGCAAGUGUAGCUUUUUGUAUAUCUACAAUUAGUUUAGGCGUUAAUGUAGCCCGUUUAAAAACAGAAUUAAAUGAAAGAGAUAAUAAUACAGAUACUACUACAACAUCUACAACAAUGCCUUCGACUACAAAAACACCUACUGUAGAUGUUUCAAAGUAUAGAUUACCAACUACAGUUAAGCCUACUUUGUAUGAUUUAUUUUUGUAUCCAGAUUUUGCUACAGGUCUUUUCAAUGGCACAGUUAUCGUAUCAUUGCAAAUUUCUGAACCCACCGACACUAUAGUGCUGCACACUAAUGGUCUAAACAUCACUAGUGUCUCUGUGAAAGGGGAACAAGCAAAUUUUGAUGUAGAAAAGUUGUACGAAAUAGUGACCAUCACUAGGAAGAAUGGAUUGAAAUUUACUACAUUGUUUGAUACAUUGUCGAUUGAAUUUAAUGGCGAUAUGAAAAAUAGGAUCGUGGGGCUUUAUACUAGUAGUUAUACUAAUCAAGGAAAAGUGACCCAAUAUUCACGUGAGCAUGGUACUAUUAACUGCAUUCUGGUAAUAAUGUCGUGCUGCGGACAAGGUACUGCCGUUGAUAAAAAUCAUGCCGAAAAGAACGGGAAAAAGUGUCUCAUGUGCUUAUUCAGUUGUUGCAUUUUUUGGUUUUUGUUAUGCGCUAUUUUAGUGACUGUUUUAGUGUUUGUCGGUAGACAUUUGUUGUAUAAUAGUGUGCCAAUAGAAAAAUUGAAGCCCUAUAGUGAUUUGAGCAGUGUUAUGAAAAUAAGUGAAAAACGGUAUAGGAGACUGGCAAACGAUACUAGACCGAGUUUGUACAACUUGACUUUAUUGCCGUUUUUGGAUCAAAAUUACUUCGAUGGUUUUGUGAAUAUUUCGCUUGAAAUAUUCAAUCCUAAAAGUGAAUUGUUUUUGAAUAGUCAGAAACAAACAAUAUUUUCUGUGGUACUUGAUUCUGAUAAAGGGAAAAACUAUGAUCUUAUCAGUGUAACGGAAAAUUUGAAGUAUGGAGUGUUGAUAAUCACUCCAAAGGAGAAAAUUUUCCCUGGAAAUUAUACAUUGGGGAUAAAGUAUAGAGGGCCUUUAGGCAAAAGUUUGGCAGGAAUUUAUAAAAGUCAUUAUAAAUUUGAUAAUAAAUUGAGAACAAUGGUCACAUCAAAGUUUGAACCGACUUAUGCGAGACAAGCAUUUCCAUGCUUCGACGAGCCUAACAUGAAAGCCAAAUAUAUUGUUCACCUGUUGAAACCUAAAGAUGAAAACUAUAUUGCAUUAUCCAACUAUCCAGUUGAAAAAACCACAUCAUAUGAUGAUAGUCAUGAUCUUGUGACUUUCCAAGAAACUGUUUCGAUGUCGACUUAUUUAACAUGCUUCAUUGUAUCAGAUUUUACUUAUACCAACACUACUUUUGAUAAUGAUGGUAAUCAGACAGAAUUAAGAGUCUAUGCUAGUCCAGGUAAUUUAGAAAAAACCACCUAUGCAGGAGAAGUAGCCAAAAAAGUCAUUGAAUACUAUGUCAAAUAUUUUGGAAUACCUUAUCCAUUACCAAAACUAGAUAUGGUAGCUAUUCCAGAUUUUGUCUCAGGAGCUAUGGAACAUUGGGGUUUGGUCACCUAUAGAGAAACAGCUCUAUUAUAUACAAACACUACACACUCUACAGCCAAUAAACAGCGUGUAGCUACAGUUGUUGCACAUGAAUUGGCUCAUAGUUGGUUUGGAAAUUUAGUUACAAUGGAUUGGUGGAACGAUCUUUGGCUAAAUGAAGGUUUCGCUAGUUAUAUUGAAUUCAAAGGAACUGAUGCAGCUGAGCCAGACUGGGAAAUGAUGACCCAAUUUCAAACUUCAGACUUACACUCAGUGUUGUCUUUGGAUGCAACUCUAUCCUCACAUCCUAUAGUUGUAACAGUUACUACUCCAGAUGAAAUUACAUCUAUUUUUGAUACUAUUUCAUAUAACAAGGGUGCUUCAAUAUUGAGAAUGUUAGAAGACACGGUUGGUGCAACAAAUUUCCAAACAGGUGUAACCAGUUACUUGAAUAAACAUAAAUACGGUAAUGCGGUGACUCAAGAUUUUUUGAAUGAAAUCCAAGCUGCUGUUGGUACCACUUUUGAUGUCACACAAAUGAUGGAUACUUUUACUAUACAAAUGGGAUAUCCGAUUGUCAGUGUUACUUAUGAUGCUGUAUCAAGGAACUAUACGUUGACUCAAAAGCGAUUUUUGAUUGAUUCUAAAGCUAUUUAUGAGACUAAUACUACUUAUGGGUACAAAUGGACUAUCCCUGUGAAUUAUGUCAGCAACCUAGGAAAAUCCCAAGGCCUGAUUUUGUUCCCCUACAACCAAGAAAGCAUAACCGUCCAAAGACCAGAAGGUUCAACUUGGCUAAAAUUCAACUAUGACCAAAUCGGUUAUUACAGAGUCAACUACGAAGAAUCCGAAUGGAAAAAUCUCAUAAACAUUUACAACAGUUUGGAAACUAUGGACAGAACUCACCUUUUGGAAGAAACUUUCAGCAUUGCAGAAGCUGGACAGUUAUCUUACAAAAUUGCUUUGGAUUUGACUCAACAAUUAACCAACGAAACUAGUUACGCUCCUUGGACUGUAGCACAUUCGAAGCUGAAAAAAAUCAACACUUAUUUAAGCAAUUCAAACCAAAGUACAGCAUUCAAAACUUACAUUCGUAAUAUUGUAUCAAACGCUUAUCAAGAUUUUACAUGGACUGAAGCAGAUAAUGAUAGCCAUUUAAGAAGACUGACUCGUAUUGUAGUUUUGAGUUUAGCUUGCACAGUAGAUCAUACGGAAUGCUUAUCGCAAGCCCAAGAGAAAUUUAAUACUUGGAUUAACGACACUAGUGAAGCAUUAUCGCAGGAUUUACGAAGCAUUGUAUACAAAUAUGGUAUGGUGAAUGCUGAUGAAGCUACUUGGAAUAAAUUAUUGCAAGUUUAUUUGUCCGAAACCGAUGCAAGUGAGAAGUUGAAGUUGAUUAAUGGUUUAGCCAAUGUGAAAGAUGUUUCUUUGCUAAAAAGGCUUUUGGAAUUAGCCAAAAACGAAUCAGUUGUAAGAGGCCAAGACUAUUUCACUGUCCUAGCAUACAUUUCUUCAAAUCCUGUAGGCACUGAUUUGGUCUGGGACUUUGUCAGAGAAAACUGGGAGUAUUUGGUAGAGCGGUUUACUUUGAAUGACAGAUAUUUAGGAUCGAUGAUAAGGACUGUUACUGCCACGUUUUCAACACAGCAAAGAGUGACUGAGAUGAAGGAAUUUUUCGCGAAAUAUCCGAACGCCGGUGCAGGAGCUUCUUCGAGACUGAUUGCACUUGAAAGUGUACAGAACAAUAUUAAUUGGUUGGCAAACUACAAGUCUACAGUUGAAAGUUGGAUUAUAAGUUUGAAUGAAUCGUGAACAACUUACAGGAAUUGUAAUUGUGUCUAUUUUUAUAAAUAUAAAAUUGUUAGUUUUUUCUAUAUAAAUUUGUUUUUGUUUUAGCUGUG
Messenger RNA from Ceutorhynchus assimilis (cabbage seed weevil), 4128 nucleotides. NCBI's taxonomy places the organism in Eukaryota, Metazoa, Arthropoda, Insecta, Coleoptera, Curculionidae. The record is from the annotation of a GenBank genome assembly.